Impatiens glandulifera is the source of this 1207-nucleotide messenger RNA. Its product is annotated as F-box/kelch-repeat protein At2g44130-like. Lineage: Eukaryota; Viridiplantae; Streptophyta; Magnoliopsida; Ericales; Balsaminaceae. The record is from RefSeq and is a predicted model, not a curated record. Gene Ontology annotation, biological process: regulation of phenylpropanoid metabolic process; negative regulation of cytokinin-activated signaling pathway. The transcript has a single exon. The coding region runs from base 69 to 1094 and encodes 341 amino acids. Gene Ontology annotation, molecular function: protein binding.
AUCUUCAUCAUCUCUUUCUCAUUAUCAAAUUCAAUUAGGGUUUAAUUUCUUCAUCAUAAUUCAUUUUCAUGGAGCAACUUAUACCCGGUCUUCCCGACGAGAUUGGUCUCGAAUGCUUAUCUCGCCUUCAUUACACAGCCCAACCCGCCGCCGCCCGGACCUGCCGGCGAUGGCUGGACCUUCUUCAGAGUCGUGAUUACUACACAAUCAGAAACCAUCUCGGUUACACAACCCACAUGGCUUGUCUUCUCCAAUCCCUCCCUCCGCCGUCAAUCUCGCCGUCCGACGAAGAACCCAAGUUAACAAAUUCGGGUUUGAGUUCUCCGAGUUGUGUUAUCACUUUGUUCGACCCAGUGAGUCAGAUCUGGAACCGACUCGCUCCGGUAUCCGAUCACCUCCCACUCUUUUGUCAAAUCGCUAGUUCGGAAGGGAAACUCGUCGUGAUGGGCGGUUGGGAUCCGGCGAGUUACGACCCGGUGAGUUCCGUCUUCGUAUACGAUUUCAUCACUCGCCGGUGGAGACAAGGAAAAAACAUGCCGUCAAAACGGUCGUUCUUCGCCAUCGGCGCAACUAAAGGCCGCGUUUACAUCGCCGGCGGUCACGACGGUAACAAGAACGCGUUGAACUCGGCAUGGACGUACGAUAUAAGGUCUGACGAAUGGACUGAGUUGACUCGGAUGAGUCAAGAACGAGAUGAGUGCGAAGGUUUAAUAAUCGGCGACGAGUUCUGGGUCAUUAGCGGUUAUCGGACCGAGUUUCAAGGCGCGUUUGAGUCGAGUGCCGAGAUUUAUCAACUUAGAACCGGCGAGUGGCGGCGAGUCGAGAGGGCGUGGACGCCGGGACUGAGUCCGAGGUCGUGUGCACGGUUGGGAAAUGAUGGGAGGUUGACGAGUUGGGCUGAGUUGGACUCGGCGGUGAGUGCGGAAGCUUGUGGAUUGAUAUUGGGGGCCCAAAGUUUAGUAAUGGGUUCGGCCCAUCUAGGGGCAUCUUUAAGAUUCUUCAUUGGGGAAGGGCAAGAUGGUAAAUUAGAAAGAAUAGAUGUUCCCGAUGAGUUUUCCGGCUUCGUUCAGUCAAGUUGUUGUGUGGAAGUUUGAUGAGUUAGAAAGGUUCUAGAAAGACUCAUAAAUCUUCUAGAAGGAUUGUAAUUAAAAAAAUAAUGUGUAAUAUUAAGUUUGUAAUAAAAAUAAUUUAUGUUAUAAUUAAAUUA